Messenger RNA from Populus nigra (black poplar), 1120 nucleotides. Its product is annotated as NAC domain-containing protein 83-like. Gene Ontology annotation, molecular function: DNA binding. The transcript is spliced from 3 exons. The record is from RefSeq and is a predicted model, not a curated record. Gene Ontology annotation, biological process: regulation of DNA-templated transcription. The coding region runs from base 258 to 1001 and encodes 247 amino acids. Lineage: Eukaryota; Viridiplantae; Streptophyta; Magnoliopsida; Malpighiales; Salicaceae.
CUAAAGAACCUUUGUCUUUCCUUACCUAAGCCCACGAGGACAAACCAAGGCCACUCACGAGUCUUCUUUGCCUCUUCUUUCAUUUUGGUUCUCUCCCUCUUAUCUUUUGUUUGCAUAAUUUAGUAUAUUACAACAACAUGGGUCGCUAGUUUCUAUAUAUGUGUCAAGUUAGCUUUACCCUGUUGAGUUAAUGAUCAUCCAGGUCUUAGCUCAACUUGGUUAGGAAACUUAAUUUGGAGAUUUAGAGAGAUUGGGAAAUGGUGAGGCCAAACUCUGUUGAGAAUGGAGGGUUCAAAUUGCCUAUUGGAUACAGGUUUCAUCCAACGGAUGAAGAGCUUGUUGUUCAUUACUUGAAACGAAAGGUCCUUGGUCUUCCAAUGCCAGCUUCAGUCAUUCCUGAGUUUGAUGUUUUCCAAAAUGAUCCUUCGAGCUUGCCAGGUAAUUUGAAGGAAAAGAGGUACUUCUUUAGCCAAAAGAAGUGGAAUGACUUUGGAACAAAAUGCAAGAGAACUGCAGGCUCUGGACCUUCUGGUUACUGGAAACCUAUUGGCAAAGGCAAGCAAAUCAUAGCUUCUGACAGCAACAAAUCAGUUGGAACAAGGAAAACCCUGGUUUUCAAAGAAAGAAAGCAUUCUAUCAAGACUAGAAGUCAAUGGGUUAUGCAUGGAUAUUGCCUUGCAGGCUCGCUAACAGGCCCCAAAACGACCCAGAUGGAGGAGGUGGGAGAUUGGGUUGCCUACAGUGUAUUUCAAAGGAAGAGGAAACCUAGAAAAAACGUGGUCAUUUCCAAUCCUUCAAACAUUAACGAGACUAGAAAUGUUGAGAUCAUUAGUCCUAGUUUUAUCGAUUUUAUGAUGGAACAAAGCUCUGAUGGAGUUGGUCCUCCUUCACCAUGUUCAAGUGGAGUCACUGAGGUCUCUUCUAACGACGUAGAUCAGGAAGAAAUCAGCUCCUCCUCCAUUAGCCUUUUUUCUUAUCCUUGCAAUAGGAAGAGGACUUAGAAUUUGCUCCUAAUCAAGGAAACUUUGUAUCAGAUAACUCAGAUAGUACUGUACGUGCAACAAGCUAUAAGAAUUGCUAAAAAUUAGAAGAGAAGGCAUCCAAUUGUCCAUUGGCUUUA